GUAUCGCUCCCUCUCCGUGUGCAGAGGCUGUGGAUACAGACGUGUGUCGGGUGGGACUCUCCUGUGUUUCUCCUGCGGAUCUAGAGGAUGCAGUGAGAGAUGGUGCACCAGGACAGCUGCUCCUAUCAGGCCCAGAAAAAUGAGCGGGAGUCCAUCCGGCAGAAGCUGGCGCUGGGCAGUUUCUUUGAUGAUGGGCCGGGAAUCUACAGCAGCUGCAGCAAGAGCGGCAAACCCAGCCUGUCCUCACGGCUUCAGAGCGGAAUGAACCUGCAGAUCUGCUUCGUCAAUGACAGCGGCAGCGACAAAGACAGUGACGCAGAAGACAGCAAGACAGAGACCAGCCUGGACACACCGCUGUCUCCCAUGAGCAAACAGAGCUCGUCCUACUCGGACAGAGACACCACGGAGGACGACUCGGAGUCUCUGGAGGACAUGGACUUCUUGAGCCGACAGAAGAAGCUGCAGGCCGAGGCCAAGCUGGCUCUCGCGAUGGCCAAACCCAUGGCCAAGAUGCAGGUGGAGGUGGAGAAGCAGAACCGUAAGAAGUCUCCUGUGGCGGAUCUGCUUCCUCACAUGCCACACAUCAGCGAGUGUCUGAUGAAGAGGAGUCUGAAGCCCACGGAUCUCAGAGACAUGACGCUGGGACAGCUGCAGGUCAUCGUCAAUGACCUGCACUCACAGAUCGAGGGUCUGAACGAGGAGCUGGUGCAGCUGCUGCUGAUGAGAGACCAGCUUCACAUGGAGCAGGACGCCAUGCUGGUGGACAUCGAGGACUUGACCAGGCACGCUCAGAGCCAGCAGAAGCACCUGGCGGAGAAGACGCUGUCCAAAUGAAGCCGCACACCUCCACACAUCAGUAUAGACAGACACCUUUCCUUUGCUUCUGUGGUUCAUAACUGCUGACCGCUCGCGUCCUCACACACUAAACGCAGGCCUCCGGAUCCGUCUCGGACACUGCUCCCUGCGG
Molecule: messenger RNA, 967 nt
Organism: Sinocyclocheilus rhinocerous
Lineage: Eukaryota; Metazoa; Chordata; Actinopteri; Cypriniformes; Cyprinidae
Product: schwannomin-interacting protein 1
Exons: 7
Coding region: 100-834 (244 amino acids)
Biological process (GO): positive regulation of hippo signaling
Cellular component (GO): cell junction; plasma membrane
Source: RefSeq, a predicted model, not a curated record